Messenger RNA from Symbiodinium sp. CCMP2592, 768 nucleotides. The record is from the annotation of a GenBank genome assembly. NCBI's taxonomy places the organism in Eukaryota, Dinophyceae, Suessiales, Symbiodiniaceae.
AUGACGAGUUCUCGCCUGGCUGCGGACACCCGGGCACCAAUGCUGCGGCUGCAAAGGAUCUUCUUACCAGCAGGUCUGCUGUUGUGCCUUCUAUGGGGGCUGCAGGCCGGCGUUUCGGCCUUCCUGCAGAUCGCUCCCAGCCCAACGCUUAGCAGAGCAGACCUGGCGCCAGUUCGCUCCCGCUCGCAGACGAGUCCCUCAGACUCGAGCAAAGGCCCUGCAGGUAGUGGUCUACUCCUCGCACUUCUGGGAGCAGCGGCCUUUGCUUCGCGAAGGCCCGGGCCAGCCACCUUUGCUGGGCACAGCCGCGCCCACGUGGCUGCAAGCAACCUGCUUGUGGCACAGCCGGGAGACGCAGUUGACAUCGAGUCCAUCGUUGGCAUGGGUCAGGUGCCUCGCAGGCCUCAUGUGCGCAUCGCGGACCGCACGCUCAAAGAGUGGUCGCGUGGAAGGAGGAUCAACAGCGCCGCGAAGCAGCGCUUCCUCAUUCGUCGCGAGCCAUCGGGUCGGAUCACCGUCUGGCGACGUCAGUGGGGCCAGCGUAACCUGAAGUCGAAGAAGACGCCGGCUCACCUGAAGAGAUUGAAGCAGAUGGUCCGCAUUCAUCGAUGUCAGUACAAGCGCGUUGCUAAACUGCUGCGAAUCCACUUCGUGCCUCCAAAGCCUUGCGACUUCAUCAUGCGCAAGUUCUGCGAAAAGCGCCUGAAGGACCACCUCGGCAUGCACGACAAUGUAGGCGUGUCCAUGUGGACGGGCACCAAAGGAUGA